This is a messenger RNA of Tilletiopsis washingtonensis, 1076 nucleotides long. RefSeq lists its product as hypothetical. The transcript has 9 exons. Lineage: Eukaryota; Fungi; Basidiomycota; Exobasidiomycetes; Entylomatales. The record is from RefSeq and is a predicted model, not a curated record. The coding region runs from base 247 to 819 and encodes 190 amino acids.
CACCGCCGGCGCUGCUCUGCCUCCGUGCCCUCCUCUCGACCGUCCUCUCCACCACCUCAUCCCCGUCUCGGCCUUCACGACCUCACGCCCGCCUCGCUCACGACCCCGCUCACGCUCACGACCCUCACGAAUCACCCUUCACGACACCGCCGCCCAGCGCAGCUCUGGCCUGCCUCCACUCGGCCGCAUCAACACAACCCGCUGCGCACACAGCCCCUCCGCCGUCUCGCCGGACCUUCUGCUGCGAUGUGGUGUGACAACUGCCUGCUCGUCUUUCCGCUGCGCCACGGCGCAAUGGCGUGGUGCAGCCUGAUCGCACUUUACAACUUGGCCGGCUCGAUCCUGCUCUUCCGCUCGGGCCAGUACCUCUUCUUCACGUUCCCGGAAUGGCAGAUCUACGGUGGCAUUGGCAUGGCCGUCAUGGCCAUCUGCAUCCUCAACAUUGUCGGCUACGCAAACAAUUCGUACAUGUGGGCGCGCCUCUGCUUCUACCUCUGGCCCGUCAUCCUGCUCGUCACGGCCGUGCGCGCCGGCUUCAUGAUCUUCCAGCUCAACCGCGAGCAGAACAAGAUCAUCUGGGAGUGCAACAACGGCGGCCAGCUGUGGGGCGAGUCCGUCGAGAAGGGCUACGGCGAGGGCAGCGGCAUGCCCACGGGCAUGUGCAGCGCCGGCUUCCACAGCCUGUACAUUGCGUUUGUCAUGUCGCUCCUCGUCGACCUCGCGCUGCAGAUCUACGCCUACUUCAUGGCAUGGCGCUUCAUGAAGCGCAUCGAGCACUACUAUCAGCUCGUGCAGAAGAACCAGAACGUGUACGGCUAAUCGCCCGACCACGGGUGGACUCGAACGGCCCACGAGCAAGCGCACGAUGCUCCACUGCCCCCCAGCCUUGCUUCUCCCUGGGCUCCUUGCACAUACACUCUGGAGCGAGACGUAUGCGUGGCGCGCUUGCGCCGCGCUAUCUGCUGCUCGCUAGCCUCUUCUCUUGCCUCCCUUCUCCGACUGCCCAGUCUCACCUUGCGUGCGCGUGACGCUUCGUCGCUGCAGCUUCCAAGUAAUGCCAAAACUCCUGUUCGCUA